Schistosoma guineensis is the source of this 234-nucleotide messenger RNA. The record is from the annotation of a GenBank genome assembly. NCBI's taxonomy places the organism in Eukaryota, Metazoa, Platyhelminthes, Trematoda, Strigeidida, Schistosomatidae.
AUGUCAUAUAUUCCAUUACAGUACUAUACUACCACUACUACUACUACUACUACUACUACUACUACUACUACUACUACUACUACUACUACUACUACUACUACUACUACUACUACUACUACUACUACUACUACUACUACUACUAUGUUGCUGAUAGGUUUUUUUCGUUAUAAACCACAAAUAUUUUCGAGGAAGAAAUUGAAAUUCUCUCCUGGUUACAUGACUAUUAAUAACUAA